Messenger RNA from Guillardia theta CCMP2712, 687 nucleotides. RefSeq lists its product as hypothetical. The transcript is spliced from 5 exons. The coding region runs from base 1 to 687 and encodes 228 amino acids. The record is from RefSeq and is a predicted model, not a curated record. Lineage: Eukaryota; Cryptophyceae; Pyrenomonadales; Geminigeraceae.
AUGAGACUACAGCUCAUGCGGCAGCGCCUCGAUGCGGAGAAGCAGAGAAGCAUGGCGUUACAGAGGGAGGAGGAGGAGCGAUCGAAGCAAGGGCUCACGAUGCAGGAUGGAGGUUCGCACCAGGAGAUCAUGGCGGAGCUGCAGAAUAAGAAGAUGCAGCUCAUGGAGAUUGAGGAGGCAAACAAACAGCUGAGGAUAGCUUUGAUGGAAGCGAAGAAGACAUCCCAGAUGACGAGAGUUGAAGCUGUGGAGGAGAGAGCAGAAGAACAAGGAGAGGAGAUGGAGCAAGACAGCACGUCCAGCAAACUUGAUCUCAUCCUCGCUCAGUCCCUCCAGAUGCAGUCGAUCUUCAUGGCAUACAUGAUGAAAGAUCAGAAUUCAGUUCGUGGUGGAGCAGCUGCUGCUGCUGAUGAUGAUCAUGGUCAUUAUGCGUAUGCUUAUGCUUAUGCUGAUCCGUAUGCUUAUAUUGAUGCUGAUGCUGAUGCUGAUGCUGAUGCUGAUGCUGAUGCUGAUGCUGAUGCUGAUGCUGAUGCUGAUGCUGAUGCUGAUGCUGAUGCUGAUGCUGAUGCUGAUGCUGAUCUGAUGCUGAUGCUGAUGCUGAUCCGUAUGCUGACGAUAUAUCUUGGAGAUGACUUCACAACCUCGUGGCUUCAACCAGGACAACACUCCAAGAGAAAACAAACGUGA